This is a messenger RNA of Scomber japonicus (chub mackerel), 1348 nucleotides long. RefSeq names its product coiled-coil domain containing 85B (gene ccdc85b). Lineage: Eukaryota; Metazoa; Chordata; Actinopteri; Scombriformes; Scombridae. Gene Ontology annotation, biological process: negative regulation of DNA-templated transcription. Gene Ontology annotation, cellular component: nucleus. The record is from RefSeq and is a predicted model, not a curated record. The transcript has a single exon. The coding region runs from base 561 to 1163 and encodes 200 amino acids.
CAGCCACCGGGGAGCUGAGUUCAUUCAGCCGAGGCGAGCCUGAUGAGACGAUGGCAGCGACGUAAAAGCCACAACAUCUGCAGGGUGUGCAUACGAGGCUGCUGGAUUAAGCCUCCAUCGUGCAUACAUACAUCACAAACAGAGAAAAGCCCACGAGGCGGCUGUUGCCUUCAAAAUACUGCGAGAGGAGGUAAAAUAAGGACAGUUGUAUUCCUGGAGGCCUUUGGAGAACACCGCCUGCUGUUGGGAGGAUGACAGAUUGACAUUAAUGGAGGUUUGAUGUGGUGCAUUUUCAUACACGACCUCAUUAAGGCAUUAUCCACGGAGAACAGACACUGGGUUCAGCACUGCGCCCAGGAGGAGAAAGUACUCUAAAUAAAGAUAUCACAUGUGUCAGCCUUGAUUUGGCCUCCAGUGGUGUAAUGAUUCCGUGCAUGACAUCUGGAGCACACUGAAUGAAGAGGAUGUGAUGACUCCGUGUUGAGCACUGACACAUCUCAGCGCUUUCAAUCGAUUCUCAGGUACCUCUCUAGGUGUAGGUUUUUAAUAGAGAAAAAAAAAUGGGUAGCGAAGGUGAGAUGUUAAACAGGGAACUGUCAAAGAUGUCUGACGAGGAUCUGCUGGCGUGCUCCAAAGAGGAGCUGGUGAGCCGGCUGCGUAAAGAGGAGUCAGAGAAAAUGUCAGCUCUCAUCCAGCGCGGACGGCUGAUUAAAGAGGUAAAUAAACAGUUGCAGGGACACCUCCUUGAAAUCAGGGAACUGAAAGUCAUCAAUCAGCGCCUGCAGGAGGAGAACGUGGAGCUGCGAGACUUAUGCUGCUUCCUGGACGACGACCGGCUCAAAGUGAAGAAGCUGGCCAGGGAAUGGCAGCUGUUCGGGCAUCACGCGGCCAAAGUGAUGCGGGAGGACCUGGGCGGGUACUUGAAAAAGCUCGCCGACCUAGAGCGCAUGCAGGACGGGCUGGUGAAGGAGAAUUUGGACCUGAAGGAGCUGUGCCUGGUCCUUGAGGAGGAGUGCGUCAGCAGGAGUGACUCCAGCCCUGGAGGGUCAACCGAGCUCAAUCUGCCCUGCAUGGUGGCCCGGGACCUCGGGGACGGGAGCUCGAGCACAGGCAGCGUGGGAAGUCCAGACCAGCUUCACCUAGUGUGCUCACCUGAUGACUGAUGGCAGGUUCAUGUCAGCAGUCAGGGCUUCUACGACCUGAAUAUGGAAGCUGUAGACUAGGGGUGAAGUGAUUGACAGAAUGACACAGACGAGCUUUGUCAGACUGUAAAAAUCAAAUUGGUGCAAAAAGCAUUAGAGCCUUUUGAAUGCUGCAAGAUUUGUGUGCCACUAGGUUUUGACUUGAC